This is a messenger RNA of Ochotona princeps (American pika), 1074 nucleotides long. RefSeq names its product aminocarboxymuconate semialdehyde decarboxylase (gene ACMSD). Gene Ontology annotation, molecular function: carboxy-lyase activity; hydrolase activity. Gene Ontology annotation, biological process: secondary metabolic process. Bases 1 to 1074 code for a protein of 357 amino acids. The transcript is spliced from 10 exons. The record is from RefSeq and is a predicted model, not a curated record. Lineage: Eukaryota; Metazoa; Chordata; Mammalia; Lagomorpha; Ochotonidae. Gene Ontology annotation, cellular component: cytoplasm; cytosol.
AUGAAAAUUGACAUCCAUAGUCAUAUUCUACCAAAAGAAUGGCCAGAUCUAAAAAAGAGAUUCGGCUACGGAGGCUGGGUGCAGCUCCAACACCACAGCAAGGGAGAAGCCAAAAUGAUGAAAGAUGGGAAAGUCUUCCGAGUGGUCCAAGAGAACUGCUGGGAUCCAGAAGUCCGUAUUAGAGAGAUGGAUCAAAAAGGAGUAACGGUGCAAGCUCUUUCCACAGUUCCCAUCAUGUUUAGCUACUGGGCCAAACCUCAGGACACUUUAGAUUUGUGCCAGUUUUUAAAUGAUGACCUGGCUGCCACUGUCGCAAGAUACCCCAGGAGGUUUGUGGGUCUGGGGACACUGCCCAUGCAGGCCCCUGAACUGGCUGUCAAGGAGAUGGAGCGCUGUGUAAAGGAGCUAGGCUUCCCAGGGAUCCAGAUUGGCUCCCACAUCAACGAGUGGGACCUGAAUGAGCGUGAGCUCUUUCCCAUCUACACGGCAGCUGAAAAGCUGAACUGCUCCCUGUUUGUGCAUCCCUGGGAUAUGCAGAUGGAUGGACGCAUGGCCAAAUACUGGCUCCCUUGGCUUGUAGGGAUGCCGGCAGAGACCACCAUGGCUGUUUGCUCCAUGAUCAUGGGUGGAGUGUUUGAGAAGUUUCCUAAACUGAAAGUGUGUUUUGCCCAUGGAGGUGGUGCCUUCCCCUUCACAGUGGGGAGAAUCUCCCAUGGUUUCAGCAUGCGUCCAGAUCUGUGCGCCCAGGACAAUCCCACUAACCCAAAGAAAUACCUCGGUUCUUUCUACACGGACUCCUUGGUUCAUGAUCCUCGAUCCCUCAAGCUAUUAACAGAUGUUGUGGGCAAGGAUAAAGUCAUUUUGGGAACAGAUUACCCCUUUCCACUAGGUGAGCUGGAACCUGGGAAGCUGAUCGAGUCUAUGGAAGAAUUUGAUGAAGAAACAAAGAGUGGAUACUCUGUGUCCGGGCAGUGGGUGGAAAAAGACUGGGGCGUCCUCAGUUCCCAUCAAGUCACCAAAAGGAGGGAGUUUUGCCGCCAUGUGAAACCCAUCCUCUGUGGACUUCUGCUCUGA